Penicillium vulpinum is the source of this 657-nucleotide messenger RNA. RefSeq names its product Mob1/phocein family protein. Gene Ontology annotation, cellular component: cytoplasm; nucleus. Gene Ontology annotation, molecular function: protein kinase activator activity. The record is from RefSeq and is a predicted model, not a curated record. Gene Ontology annotation, biological process: signal transduction; positive regulation of protein phosphorylation; cell division. The transcript has 5 exons. Lineage: Eukaryota; Fungi; Ascomycota; Eurotiomycetes; Eurotiales; Aspergillaceae. Bases 1 to 657 code for a protein of 218 amino acids.
AUGUCUUCGUUCAUCACCACCAUCAAUGCACGCACACGCGCCCCCUUCAAGCCCCGCUCGACCGCCAAGGGUACGAGUAGUUAUCAGCUACGACAGUUCGCCGAAGCUACACUUGGAAGUGGCAGCUUGCGCAAGGCUGUGAAACUGCCCGAAGGCGAAGAUCAGAAUGAAUGGCUGGCCGUCAAUAUUGUCGACUUCUACAACCAGAUCAACCUUCUCUACGGCUCAAUAACUGAGUUCUGCUCACCACAGACAUGUCCCGAGAUGAAGGCCACAGAUGAGUUCGAGUACCUCUGGCAAGACUCGGAGAAUUUCAAGCGACCAACCAAGAUGUCUGCCCCCGAAUACAUUGAACACUUAAUGACCUGGGUUCAGAGCAAUGUUGACAACGAACAAAUGUUCCCUAGUCGGAUCGGUGUUCCGUUCCCCAAGACAUUCCCCAGUCUUCUCCGCCAAAUCUUCAAGCGUCUAUACCGUGUAUAUGCCCACAUCUACUGCCACCACUACCCAGUGGUAGUACACCUCGGCCUCGAGCCCCACCUCAACACCAGUUUCAAGCACUAUGUCUUGUUUAUUGAUGAGCACAAGCUGGCUAGUGGGAAGGAUUUCUGGGGACCGCUGGGUGAUUUGGUGGAUAGCAUGCUACGCAGCGACUAA